Messenger RNA from Didymodactylos carnosus, 1641 nucleotides. The record is from the annotation of a GenBank genome assembly. NCBI's taxonomy places the organism in Eukaryota, Metazoa, Rotifera, Eurotatoria, Philodinida, Philodinidae.
AUGCCUUUCGAAAAAACUGGAAGUAUUAGAAUAUGGGCACUUUUUUCCGCUCAAGAGAAACGAAACAUAGCCAUCUAUGUUGUUGGUCUUAUGUUUUACAAAUUUGGAUUGGAAGCAUUCAAUGGAUCGAUCGUUACUCUUGCCACGAAUCGUUAUGAACAAGAUGCUUUCAAAAGUGGAACGCCUUCACGUACAUUUGAAAAAGUCGGAUUACUAUCUGGUCUUAAUCAAGCAUUCCAAUGUAUUGGAUCUAUUCUCAUUGCUCCUCUUACUAAACGUUGGCCAACGCGUACAGUUCUAUCAAUUUCAAUUUUUGUGUUUGCAUUAUUUACUGCUAUUCUUAUGAUUGUUGAUAGUGCUACUGGCGGACGCAUAAAGCCAACAAAUUUUCAGCAAGCGCACGAGUACGAUUAUAGCUACUAUGGUCGUUAUAAUACUAAUGGUAUUAUACCGAUUUAUUGCAUUACUGGUGUUGCCUACGGAAUGGUCGAAUUGAUUCGUCGAGUGAUUCCCAGAGAUAUUGUCGGUGAUAAUGAUCAAAAAUUGAAAAGAAUGGACGCUCUCGUGCAUAUCUUUUAUGAAAUUGCAGGUGUCAGUGGUGCAUUUACAACCGGUCUUGGUUUGAUUCCGCGUCUUGGAAAUAAUUAUUCCUUUAUUAUUACACCGAUCUUCUUUACUAUAGCUGCUAUCAUUUGGCUAUUCAUUCGUACUCUUGGAUUAGCGAUGACUAAUCCAGAAGCACAAAUCAGUUCAGAUGAUGCAAAUUCUAAAUCGAAUUAUUUCGUAUCUGUUAUCAAAGGAUUUAUUCUUUUUGGACAAUCCAUUUAUAUUGGCGGAAAAAUCAUAUUUAUUAAUCGAAAAUUUAUUUGGUUGUGGAGUUGCUAUUCAUUGACACUUUAUGCUCAUCGGUACCUCGAAAAUGGUAUUGCUCCACAAAUUGCACAACGAUAUCUUGGCAAUUCUGCAUGGUCACAAAUAAUUGUUGGUGGCUCAAAUUUUGGUGAACUACUUGGUGCUGUUGUUGUAUUCUUUCUUAGCGGUGUGAUUAAAACUCCUAUUCCUUGGUCACGGUUAGAUGCAUUGAUAUUGCUUAUCGUUUGGUAUAUUCCAUACUAUUAUCCCCCUUCGAAUAAUGUCAAAUAUGCUUGGAUUAUAGCCGCAACUUAUAUUCCGAUUGGAUUUGGAUCGUCUAUUGAUGAUAUUUCACUUAAUGCUUACAUUCAGUCUUCCUUAAGUCAUCUAGAAUCAAAACAUAAGAAUAUUUCGGCACUGGGAGCUGUCGUAGCAUUUCUCUACUCGUCCUAUAUUAUCAUCUACGCAAUUGCAAACCCGCUUCUCGGAAAAUAUCUCGAUAGUGUUUAUCAGUCUAGUAAAACUGUGAGACCGGUAUUUGUUAAUACUGUCGCUAUUCAGUUAACUAUUAUCUCGGUGGUGGUCUUUGUGUCUACUUUCAUUCCAAAAGGUGCAAUUACAUUAAAUCCAUCGUUACUUCAAGAAAAUGAUUCGGCUAGUGUAACUGAUAGCGUUGAAAAUACGAAUGUGAUGUUUAAUAAGAAUCGUGAGUCUGGUGAAGUUGUCAGGAAAGGUGUUGCACAAGGUGUAAAAAAGGAAAUGAACUCUGAUAUGAAUACUUAUUUUUGA